Messenger RNA from Guillardia theta CCMP2712, 744 nucleotides. RefSeq lists its product as hypothetical. Gene Ontology annotation, biological process: protein lipoylation. Bases 1 to 744 code for a protein of 247 amino acids. The record is from RefSeq and is a predicted model, not a curated record. Gene Ontology annotation, molecular function: lipoyltransferase activity. Lineage: Eukaryota; Cryptophyceae; Pyrenomonadales; Geminigeraceae. The transcript has 9 exons. Gene Ontology annotation, cellular component: cytoplasm.
AUGCUGUGCUACAUGAAAGCUACAGCAGGAUCCAUCGGAUUGAAGGGAUCGAACACAUUGGGAACAAUGAGGGGGUUCGGCGCAAGGAGAAGCCUCUCGUCCAAGAAGCUAAGGAUUCUCAUCUCAGAGGACCACGACCCGUUCUUCAACCUUGCGACCGAGGAAUGGCUCUUCCGCACGGGCGACGUGACCUGCAACACGAUGUUCUUGUGGCGCAACGAGCCGACGAUCGUGAUAGGACGAUGCCAGAACCCAUGGAAGGAGUGCAACAUACAGAAGAUGAACGACAAAGGAGUUCACCUUACCCGCCGCUACAGCGGGGGAGGCACUGUGUAUCAGGACCUGGGAAACACAAACUUCACAUUCCUCUCCUCGACGACCAACUUUGACUCCAAGAAGAACAGUCAGGUCAUCAUCGAGGCUCUCAAGACUUUCGGCCUCACGGCCACCAUCUCAGGGAGGAACGACAUCCAAGUCGAUGGGCUGAAGAUUUCGGGAGCCGCUUACAAGCUUGCGCCACCUCGGGUGAUGAGAUACGAGGAGGACGAGGACGAGGACGAGGACGAGGACCUGGAGGAGUACAAGGCGCUGCAUCAUGGUACGCUCAUGAUCAACGUGGACUUGACUGCCCUCGGAUCUCUUUUGAACCCUAACAAGUUGAAACUCCAGACGUGGAGCGACAAGAUCACCCACGAGUCGCUUUCCCUCGCCCUUAUCGAUGCCUUCUGCGCACAUCACGGGUGA